Geodia barretti is the source of this 1390-nucleotide messenger RNA. Lineage: Eukaryota; Metazoa; Porifera; Demospongiae; Tetractinellida; Geodiidae. The record is from the annotation of a GenBank genome assembly.
GCUAGUUCGGGCCUGUGGAGACGACUUCUCGUGGAUAUUCUCCGUAAACUAAUUCGUAAUCUCAAUAGGUGGAGCCGUAAACUGAUACGUAAUCUCGAUUGGCAGAGCGUCCUCAUGGCUUCUGAAGCAGAGGAUCGCUUCGACGGCCUUUUGCUGCGACUGGCCGAGGAGCACACGGAGGGAGGUAUCAAAGAGCUCCUGCACACUUUCUUCGGGUUUCUGCGGAGGAAGACUGAUUUCUACACUGGAGUGAACAGAGGAGAGGCGGAGAAAGUUGUACUGGAAGCAUUUCGCAAGAAUGAAGCACUAGCCCUAAAGGCAAAGAGAGAGAAGGAGAGGGAGAAGGAGAGGAAGGAGAGGGAGAAGGAGGAGAAGAAGAGAAAGGAGAAGGCGGCCUCCAUCAGAACAACCACAGAUGCACAACCUGGGAUCAUGGAGGUGACAGACGAAGAGGCCGCAGAAAUCGAGAGAGAGAAAUCUGAAAAAUCAGCUCCGCCUACUUCUCCGCCCGAUGGACCCAGUGCCACGCCUGCCACGCCCUCAUCCACUCAGGAAAAUGCAACUGACGCUAAAGAAAAUAAAUCGAGCAAAGUUAAGGACGAUUCCGAGGAGGAAGAAGAUGAAGAUGCGAAGGGAAAGCUGAAGCCAAAUUCUGGAAAUGGAGGAGAUCUCCCUAAUUACACCUGGACCCAGGUCACCCCUAAAAAAAAACUAGAGAACAUUUUUAACAUGGCAAACUUUUAGACGCUUCAAGAAGCAGAGGUGAGGGUACCAUCUGGCGUUACUUUUCCCAUCAAGGGUCGAGAUGUUGUGGUGGAUUUUCAACCAAAGCAUCUGAAGGUUGGGCUAAAGGGUCAUGAACCGAUCAUAGAUGGAGCACUGUACAAUAAGGUGAAGGUUGAAGAGUGUUUCUGGACAAUAGAGGACAGAAAGCUGAUCAUUGUUCAUCUGGAAAAGAUCAAUCGUAUGGAGUGGUGGAGUAGGAUUGUCACAACAGAUCCAGAGGUCAAUACCAAGAAAGUGCAGCCAGAGAACUCCAAGUUGUCAGAUUUGGACGGAGAGACGAGAGGGAUGGUGGAGAAGAUGAUGUAUGACCAAAGGCAGAAAGAGAUGGGUCUACCUACCUCUGAGGACCAGAAGAAGCAAGAUGUUUUGAAGAAGUUCAUGGAGCAGCACCCGGAAAUGGACUUCUCAAAAGCCAAGUUCAGCUAGACUUUGCUGCGUCUGCAUACAUGAUUUGUAUACGUGCCGUGCAUAUGCGCAGUUUGCUGAAUCUGCCCGCGCUUAGCCCCACACACGUACACACGUACGUGUCGUCAUAAUAUGUCGGAGCCGCGCGCGCGAUGCAUGGCGCGCGGGAAGCAUUCGCCCGCAGACCUGCUUCAAGUAG